AUGUUACAUAUCUGGUACCAGUCUCGGCGUUCUUUCAAGAAUUCAUCAAAAUAUAUCGUAAAUAUUGCUUACAAAAAUUUAGUAACAAAUUUCUUCAUUUCAACUUGUAAAAAAUUAUUUAAUAGGCCGGAGGAAUAUCCACAAGAAGAAGAUGAAAAAUGUGCAACAAAUCCGGCCACACCAAAAACUUAUGUAAAUUGUCAUAAUGAAGGAGUUCAUAUUUAUACCAAUUUAAGUAAUAAUAACCAUUUAACUGAACUAAUAACAGUUUUAGAACGACAAAUGAUAGAUUCUACCAAGAAAGUUUUACCAGUUAUCGCAAUUGGAAGUACAACAAUUGUAGUGAGUGGAAUUGCAUUAUUAUAUACGUUUCAACGUAAUUUGAUUUAUACUUCUCAUUAUCCUGUUGGAUCUCGUAAAAAUGUUCCUAAACCUACAGAAUUUGGAAUUCCAUAUUCACAAGUAAUACUAAUUACAGAAGAUAAUGUACUUAUUCGGGCUUUUGGAAGUGGUGGUAAUAUGGGACAUAGAUUACCAAUUGCUGAAAAAUUUUAUAAAGACUUUAAAUAUUAUUUAUUAAGAGAUACAAAUCUUAUAAUAUAUGGACAAUCUCUGGGAGGUGCCGUGGCUAUUGAUUUAGUUUCCAGGAAUGAAUCUAAAGUUAAUGCUUUGAUUAUUGAAAAUACUUUUCUUAGCAUUCAAAAAGCAAUCCCAUUUGCUAUGCCAACACUCCGAUAUUUGAAAUUCUUAUUUUCAGAAAUUUGGCCAUCCGAAAUAAAUAUUACAAAAAUUAAUGAAAUUCCAAUAUUAUUUAUUUCUGGAACUAAUGACGAAAUUAUUCCUCCUCAACAAAUGAAAACUUUAUUUGAAUUAACUAAUACGAAAGGUGGUAAAGUUUGGAGAGAAAUUCCUGGUGGAACUCAUGAAAAAACUGUUACUAAACCAAGAUAUUUCGAAUUUAUUGUCAAUACAUCCUUAAAAUGUAAUACUAUCAAAGAUGUAGCUGAUCCCACUCCUUCUUCAAUAUAUCUUAAUUUAGCAUUUUGA
Messenger RNA from Diversispora eburnea, 1047 nucleotides. The record is from the annotation of a GenBank genome assembly. Lineage: Eukaryota; Fungi; Glomeromycota; Glomeromycetes; Diversisporales; Diversisporaceae.